This is a messenger RNA of Pteropus alecto (black flying fox), 1946 nucleotides long. It is a transcript of the gene VGLL4, whose product is annotated as vestigial like family member 4. Gene Ontology annotation, molecular function: transcription coactivator binding. The record is from RefSeq and is a predicted model, not a curated record. The coding region runs from base 1051 to 1827 and encodes 258 amino acids. Gene Ontology annotation, biological process: negative regulation of DNA-templated transcription. Lineage: Eukaryota; Metazoa; Chordata; Mammalia; Chiroptera; Pteropodidae. The transcript is spliced from 5 exons.
CAAAGCCAGCCUUCCUGUAGGGUUUUGAAUGUCUUUUGUGUAUUUUGUUCUCUUUCUUGGGACUUUAGGGUUUUUUGAAAGAUGACUGAUUAUUGUAUACUGUUUUCAACACAAAGCUUGUUUCCUUCCUAGUCUUUAGGGUUAAGGUAGAGAGGGCUGGGGAUGGAGAGAAGGUGAAAUAUAAACUGUUAAAAGUUUGCUUUAUGCUAGCAACAUACUGUUAAAAAUUUUAACUCUUUAAAAGGUAAUUCUUUUUUAUUUCUGUUGAUUUCUUUAAAGGAUGAACUUUUAGGACCCAAGUAGAAUUUAAAUGUGUCAAGUUUUUUUUGUUUGUUUCGUUUCACAUUGAUAUGUAUUUUAAAAGCACCAUCUACAGUAUUUGUGUUGUAUUCCAACUUUGGAUUUGGAUUUUCAUGUAGAGGAGAACAGAAAGUUACAGUGAGUUUAUAUUUUGGGAGCGAUUGUCCCAAACACUGCAGAAUUUUUCUAUUCAGUUUGGUGGACUGGAGGGGCAGGCACCCAUGUCACAGAGCACAGACUGGUUCUUUGUCUGAUUUCCCAUUUCCUGUACAGCUCGGAGAGAGUUCUGACAUUGAAGGAUGUUCCCUCCAAACUCCCGUCCCUUAUGGAAGUGAUUGCACAAUACCACAACAAGAAAGCUAAAUUAAAAAAAAAAAAAUUCUUACUACUCAUUACCGCUUAAUAAACCAUGAGGUGUUUCCCUACUGCCCUGUAGUAUUUCCAGCUGUCUUGGUUGGUAGUAAGAAGAGAAAAAGUGAUUUCUUAAUCUGUUGGAACAUUAUCUACGUGCGAUUUGAAAAAGUGGUAAUGGCUUGGGUUUGAGUGGCUGGAGCUCCCCGGGAAUUCAGCUUGGCAGGGGGAGUGUUUUUUGUUGUAACCACAUACAGAUCGAAGAGAUCGCAGCCUUUCUGAUUCAACAGGAGCAGUUUCCAUGUUUUCUCCUAUAGUGAACUGAAUGUUUCUCUUGAAAAAGAAAACAUUGAAGAAACUUGGGAGGAGGGUGAAGCUGCUCUCAGGGGAGAACCCAGGAUGCAGACCAUCCCUGUGGCAUCUGCCCUCACCAGUCACCGCACAGGCCCCCCACCCAUCAGCCCCAGCAAGAGGAAGUUCAGCAUGGAACAAGGGGAUGACGACCUGGACUGUGAAAAUGACCAUGCUUCCAAGAUAAGUCGCAUCUUCAACCCUCAUCUGAACAAGACAGCCAAUGGGGACUGCCGGAAAGACCCCCGGGAGCGGAGCCGCAGCCCUAUUGAGCGGGCCGUGGCCCCCACCAUGAGCCUGCAUGGCAACCACCUGUACACAUCCCUCCCGAGCCUCAGCAUGGAGCAGCCCCUUGCACUGACCAAGAACAGCAUGGACGCUAGCAGGCCAUCAGGCAUCUCACCCACACUGACACCGGUGGAGCGGCAGCAGAACCGGCCUUCGGUGAUCACCUGCGCCUCCGCCAGCGCCCGCAACUGCAACCUCUCCCACUGCCCUAUUGCGCACAGUGGCUGCGUGGCGGGGCCGGCCAGCUACCGGAGGGCCCCCAGCUCCACCACCACCUGUGACCCUGUGGUGGAGGAGCAUUUCCGCAGGAGCUUGGGCAAGAACUACAAGGAGCCUGAGCCGGCGCCCAACUCAGUGUCCAUCACGGGCUCCGUGGACGACCACUUUGCCAAAGCCCUGGGAGAUACAUGGCUUCAGAUCAAGGCGGCCAAGGACGGCGCAUCCAGCAGCCCCGAGUCUGCCUCACGCAGGGGCCAGCCCGCCAGCCCCUCUGCCCACAUGGUCAGCCACAGUCACUCCCCCUCAGUGGUCUCCUGAAGGGAGCACCGCCCUCGAACAAGACGUCGAUCUGCAUGGUUUGCCUGAGCUUUGAACAGUCAGUGCUUAAAAAAAAAAACACAAAAAAACAAAAAAAGAAAAACAGAAAAACAAAAAAA